AUGAAUUUGGCUGGCCGAGCAACGAACUGGACAAGUCCCGCAUUAAAACGGUCUACUGUCAAUGCCGGUAAGGGGUUCGGAUGUUCCUCUACUUUCGAUGUCUUCACCAGAUCUGACAAGCGAUAG
Messenger RNA from Sclerotinia sclerotiorum 1980 UF-70, 126 nucleotides. RefSeq lists its product with no specific name. Bases 1 to 126 code for a protein of 41 amino acids. The record is from RefSeq and is a predicted model, not a curated record. The transcript has 2 exons. Lineage: Eukaryota; Fungi; Ascomycota; Leotiomycetes; Helotiales; Sclerotiniaceae.